AUGUCGGAAAACAGGAUGGAAAACAUGUAUGAUAUGCUGAACAUAUUGGAUGAGAGGUAUCUAAAACUUAUUAAUGCUGCCAAUGCAUUGUGGAAAGCACAGUGCAGACAAAGUGGGGUAAACAGUGAGGCUUGGAAAUUUCAGGGUGAACAAUGCUUUGAGGAGAUUGCUCCUUGCAGAUACAUCAAGAAGCAGAACAUCGGAUUUAACGGGAAGGAAGUGAUUGAGCUGCAAUCGGGCAAUGGAAUGGUGGGGGUAUUAGCCGCGUUGCUUGGUGGAAAUGUUACCACAACAGAUCAACUAAACUUUCUGGAGCAAAUACAAAACAAUGUCUCCAUUAACAUUUCCCGUGUCUGCAGACAACGUAUAAAAGUUCGCGCUCUGAGAUGGGGCGAAGAUCAUUCUAACUUCCCUACGGAUUAUGACUUCAUCCUUGGUUGGAAUAUUGUCCUUCCCUCAGCUACCCACGGCAAGUUAAUAAAAACGUUGUGCCAUAUCGCCAAACAAACGACUGCAAUGUACUUCUCAGGUCAAUUACGACAAGAGAGCACAGGCGCAUUUUUCUUCGAAGAGCUUCUACCUCGGUUUUUUAAUUGCGACAUCGUUGACAGCAUGGAGGACAAGGAUAUCUUCGUGUACAAAAUAAUCAGAAAGGGGACACACCCCGGGAUGGGCUCCCAACAUUAA
Carcharodon carcharias (great white shark) is the source of this 687-nucleotide messenger RNA. RefSeq names its product EEF1A lysine methyltransferase 3-like. The record is from RefSeq and is a predicted model, not a curated record. Bases 1 to 687 code for a protein of 228 amino acids. Gene Ontology annotation, molecular function: protein-lysine N-methyltransferase activity. Lineage: Eukaryota; Metazoa; Chordata; Chondrichthyes; Lamniformes; Lamnidae. The transcript is spliced from 4 exons. Gene Ontology annotation, cellular component: cytoplasm; cytosol. Gene Ontology annotation, biological process: peptidyl-lysine methylation.